This is a messenger RNA of Calypte anna (Anna's hummingbird), 7143 nucleotides long. It is a transcript of the gene EEIG1, whose product is annotated as family with sequence similarity 102 member A. The coding region runs from base 686 to 1831 and encodes 381 amino acids. The transcript is spliced from 12 exons. Lineage: Eukaryota; Metazoa; Chordata; Aves; Apodiformes; Trochilidae. The record is from RefSeq and is a predicted model, not a curated record.
CGAGUUGGUAUUCUCGAAGCGCGGGGGUGGCGUUACUCUGCCUUGUGGCUGCCUGCGGUGCUGGCGUAGCGGCCGCAGUUGGCGUAGCAGCUAGCAGAGGCGGCUGUGGCGGGGAGCAGCGGCGGCGGUGCGAGGAGAAGGCAGGAGGUGUGAGCAGGGACCGGGCUGGGACCGGGACCAGGACCGAACCGCAGGCUGACCCAAAGACCUGUAGCAAGGAGUUUCACAAGAGGAGGAGAUAGCAACUGGAAGCUCUCUGAACGUGCUGCCCACAGACCUAAGGCUUUUCCAUCGACCCAAGAUGACUUCCCAGAAGAGACACUGUCUGGAGGGGUUGUAUUGAAGACAGAGCACUGCAGCCUCUUACUGGGACAGCUCCUGCUGGUCUGGAGCUGAGACUGACUUCUCUCCUUUCCUUUUCCCUUGGAGAUGUUGCAGAGAUUUAAUCUGACCUCUUCCUCCUCACCUGAAGCCUGCCGUGGCGAUGAUCCCACAGCCAGAUCCGACCACCAAAGAGAAGAGAAUUGUGCAUUUGAAGCUGGGCCAUCCUUGUAACUGAGCUGGAAUUUACUCCCUGCUUGUGCUCCUGGAACGGGUGCCGUUCCUCUGCUUCUCUGUGUGUGUUCUGUGCUGCUCCUCCCUGAUCUUGUUUGGAAUUCUUGGGCUUUCCACGCUGAAUUUGCCCAUGGCUUUCCUGAUGAAGAAGAAGAAAUUCAAAUUUCAGACAAGUUUCACUUUAGAAGAGCUGACUGCAGUCCCCUUUGUGAACGGGGUUCUGUUCUGCAAGAUUAGGCUGCUAGAUGGAGGAGACUUUGCUAGCUUAUCUACCAGAGAGGAGGUUCAGGAAAACUGUGUCCGCUGGAAAAAGAAAUUCACCUUUGUGUGUAAGAUGAGUGCCAACCCAGCUACAGGACUCCUGGACCCCUGCAUCUGCCGAGUAUCUGUCCGUAAGGAGCUGAAGGGCGGAAAAACCUACUCAAAGCUGGGCUUUGCUGAUCUAAAUCUGGCAGAAUUUGCAGGCUCUGGAUCCACUGUCCGUUGCUGCUUGCUGGAAGGAUAUGAUACUAAGAACACCCGACAGGACAACUCCAUCCUAAAGGUCACAAUUGGAAUGUCCCUGCUGUCAGGGGACCCCUGCUUCAAAACCCCUCCUUCCACUGCCAAGUCCAUCACCAUACCAGGACAGGACUCAACCCUGCAGCUCACCUGUAAGGGGGAGGGAACCACCAGCAGCAGCAGUUCAGCCACAAUUGGUUCCCUGCGUCAGACCAAGCCCAGAGCUACAAUCCUGAGCUCAGGUGUCCCAGAAGAACCAGAUCAGAACCUGUCCAGCCCAGAGGAAGUCUUCCACUCGGGGCACUCGCGGAACUCCAGCUACGCCAGCCAGCAGUCCAAGAUCUCUGGGUACAGCACGGAGCACUCCCGUUCCUCCAGCAUGUCUGACCUGACCCACCGCAGGAACACCUCCACCAGCAGCAGCGCCUCCGGAGGGCUGAGCAUGACAGUGGAGUGUCCUGAGGGAGAGCGGGACCACAAACUGGAGAAGCCCCCUCGCCCCCCCAGACCAGCCCUUCUGCUGGACAGACCCUCACGGAGGAAAAAGGACUCAGUGGAGAGUCACCCAACCCGAGUGGAUGACACCAGGAUCGAUGCUGAUGAUAUAGUGGAGAAAAUAAUGCAGAGUCAGGACUUCACAGAUGUCAGCAAUACUGAAGACAGUAACCUGAGGCUAUUUGUGAGCAGAGAUGGAACAACGACAUUGAGUGGCAUUCAGCUGGGAAACAGGGUCUCCUCUGGAGUUUAUGAGCCAGUGGUGAUUGAAACCCACUAAAUGUGAAGAACAGGGUAGAGCUGCUGGAAACAGGCCCCCUACCCAGUCUGCUGCAACAUGGAUGCCAACCUAUACCUCUCUUCAUGCAGCAUUCCAGAAGGGAUUUCUCCAUGCCCCUCCCCAUACAUUUGCACUGCAGAACAACUCCAAGACCACUCCAGAUCAUGCACUUUCCCUGCGUUGGCAUUACCCUUCUCUGCUUCCCAUUUCUUCCAGUGCCUGUCCUUCCCCCUGUUUCUGAUCAGACACGAGGUGUCUGUUGGGUUUAUCCUUAGUCCUAGAGGAUGUUUCUCAUCUGCAUCCCUCACUCUACCAUUCACUUGCAACAGGGGACUUCUCAGCUUCUGGCUCCCCAAAACUUUGGGUUAUACCACUGUGAACUCUUCAAACUACUGGGGGAGGGGGAAACCAUCCUAACCAAACUGAGAGCUGCUUCUUUGUGACACGGUGAAAUGGCCACUUGCAGGAGGCUUUAUUCCACUGACUCUGCAAGGGAACAUCACCUUCCAAGGCAACGGUUUUACUGAACAAAGUAUGCUACGGUGUGCACUUCACUUCCUACCCUCAAAUCCCCAAACAUCCACUUCUCAUAGGAAAUAUCUCCCAAAAAGUGCAUUUCAGAAAACUACCGUGAUCCAGAUGGGAGCUGAUAAACAGUUAAAUGCUAGUGCUUGUUGUACCACUAACUGCUACCCCUUCCACUGCUGGGCAUGGAAGGGCAGUGUUCAUCUGUUAGCACUAGCAGGAGCACUUUAGAGCUUCCAGAUUUUACCUGGAGGAGGCUUCUACUUGCUGUUCCAGGAGUGUAAUUCCUGUUUGCUGGACUGGUUCAACAAAUAGUCACUGUUGGAGCUUGGAAUACAAAGCCUCUUUUUUGUUUUGGGGUUUUUUGGGGUUUUGUUUUUUUUUCUUGGUGGUUUUGGGGUUUUUUUGGGUUUGGGUUUCUUUUUUUUUUUUUUUUUUUUUUUGGCUCAGGAAGGGAGCUGCCCUUCUUGAAUUGUGAAAAGAAUCCAGUUGUCUGAUAGCUCUCCCCUGGACCAGAGUAGGAUUCAGUUGGCUGCAGUGGUCUCUGUGUUGUGGUGGUGAUAAACAAUUGCCUCUCUUGGCCUGGGCCAGGAAGGGAAUUGGUGUUGGUUGGUCUAUUGGUCAGUAGGGAUUUAUGGUUCCUUUUUGGGGCCAGGGAGAAGCCACCAUCUCUGUCUUCAAAGGCAGAAUGGGCGUUUGCUGCUGCAUUAACCACAGCAGCCUCUCUUACCUGCUUCGUGGUGAGUGAACUCUUCUGACAAAGCUUCAGUCUGUUCCCUGGCUGAUCUUUCAAUUGCUCUUCUUCGAGUUUGGUUUCUGCAGUUGUUUGGCACUUUAGCUGCCUCUUUCCUUGCCUUGCAUGGCAGAGAUGUCAGUCCCUUUCAGCUCCCACUUAGAGAUUCUCCUGGCAGCAGAACUGCAAAGGAGGAGGGAGCUCUGCAGACUCACUGCCAGCAGGCUGUGCUUGCAGCCCUUCCUGUGCUGACUCUCUCAGCAGAUAAGCUGUUUCUGUCUGGUGCCCUUUCCUCUUCCUCUGGUGUCCUGCAGUAGCAGUGGGAGCAGUGACACACUCCUGGGCACAGCACAGGCAGCCACGUGCCCUCCCCUGGCACACGUGUGUGCGUGCACACUCACAUGCCUGCACACUUGUCCCCUUCAGCAAGGAAAGAAUUAUAACUGAGCACGUUGUUGUCCAAAUCCUUAAUUAUUGUCCUGCCUUUUUUUGUUUUUGAAGGAGAAAACAAACAAGCAAGCAAACAAAAAAGGAUUAAUUGGUCUCUGUAGCCAGAAUGCAUGCAGAUGAGCUACUGGAAAAGGGAAUUUGUCAGAAUGAGAAACAAGGCAUGAAAGGGCCUUGAUUUAUAUAUAAUUUUUUUUGUUUGCCCUGCUAGCUAAGGAUGGGGAGGGUGCAAGGCAAGGGGGCACAGCUAUAUGGCUUCUUAUUCAGUUUUGAUGGUUUCUCUCUUUGAAUCAAGAGGCUUCUUUCUGUAUUUGGACAGACCACACAUAGGAUAUGGAUCUUUUCCACCCUUUCCCGAUCAAAGGGAAUUCACUUUGGAUUAGGGUAGGGAGGCAUACAGGGAACACCUUGGCUUGGUUUAAUGUAGGGAAAGGCUGUUGGAUCUUUUGAGUCUGUCUAGAACAAAAGCUCUUUCACACUUGCUGGUGUUUUUUAAUGGUGAUCUCCAUUCAGCCUGGGUAGGCUUGGCACUCACUAGCAGGCUGGUGAGCAUCCUGCCCUCUUCCUGGGACACUGCAUGUCUGCAGGAAGGGGAGAACUGCCUGUUUUUCUCUCUCCCUAAGGCUCUGCCAAAAAGCCAGGCCUGGCCUGACCCUCUGCUGGGGUCAGGGUGAGGGCAGGAGCAGGCUGGGACAGCAAUGGGUGUUCCUGCCCUGUCUGCCCAUGCUGGGCUGAGAGUUGGGCUGCUCCCCAGGGGCCAGCAAAGCCCCUCAAGAAAUCAAGUCCAACCAGGGCUUGAAAGGAGCAAACAUAAGCCAGGAAAGGGGCCAAAAUCCAGCUCACUUCUGCUGCUUUGCUUCUCUUCCCAUGGAAAACAAUGGCAGUCACUGUCAGAGCAGUUGGGAACCCAGAGCUUUCUUCUGGGCUCCCCCUGGCAAGGGGCUGCUGCUCCGGGGCGCUGGCAGCUCAGGAUGUCACAAAAUCCCCAGUGGGACAGAGGGAGGAAUCUCCUCCCAGCAAAGCAAGAGGAGAAGCAAGUGAGCUUCUCAGAAAGCUGAUCUCACCAUCCCAGGCUGGCAGAGGUGUAACCUGCUCCAUCGCAUAGCUGUGGCCAACUUGGCACAUCUCUGGCUUCUCUUCCAGCAGCUUGGCACACCACUGCUUGUAUUUUUGAUAACUGUGUCCCAUUAGGGUCUCUCUUCUUUGUCUCCACAUUAUUGACCCCACAGAUCUUGGCCUUUCUGUAGCUUUUUAGCUCUCCUACCCCUCAUUUAGAAUAAGAAAGCAGCCCUAAGUCAUUCAGCCUGGGCUGGAACCCCCAGAGCAGAGCUGGAGGAGGGAAGGAGCAGUCUGUUCCCAUUUCUAGAUCCCACACAGAGCUCCCCAGAGCUGCGUGCCCACCACGAGUGAUGCUCAGCAGUCCCUGGCCAGGGUGGGGUGGGUGGAAGUGGGGUCACUUGUCCCACAGACUCCCUCGGGAUGCUACAUCUUGCGAGCACUUUUUCCUUGUGGCAUCCCUGCCAUCUGUUCCUUGUUGGACUUUGAGCAUUUAAGAAGUGAAUCAGUUUCCAGACCCAAACCUCUGGCUAGUUUCCUUUUGGGUGUUGCUUUUUUGGUGGUUGUUUUUUUGUCUUGAAGUUUAUUGAAUUUUUUUUUUUUUUUUAAUAAACCCAGCAGGCUGGUGGUUUGGUUUUGGGUGUUUUUGUUUUUUGUUUUUUUUGUUUGGUUUGGUUUUUUUGGUUGGUUUUUACUGCAUUAUUGUUUCAUUGAUAUUUUAGUCUGGGGGGGGAAGAGGGAGGAUGUUCUUCCCCACAUUGUUCCCCUUCUCAGGGGAUGCAGAGGUGGCUUAAACAACUAAAAGGACCUUAUUGGCAGGACUCUGUGUCCCCUGGGUCUCUGAUGCUGGCAAGCAGGGCUGCUCACACCUGGCUGAGCCUGGAGAGCAGAGCUGGCUCUCUGCUCUGGUCUGGGGGCCAGAAAUCUGUUGGCUCUGCUCUCCCAGCUCCUGGACCUGUAGUUGGUGAAAGCCCAUUGCAAGGAGUUGGGAAAUUCAAUGUAACUUUUUUUACUAACUUUUUUUUUAAAACAAAAUACCGAACAGUGUAAACUGAGUUGUUGUCCAAAAGAAUAGGUUUAGUUGUGACUUGGGUGAAGGAGAUAGGUUUCAAAGCAAAAUUAAUGGGGGGAAAAAAACAUUUCAAAAAUGAUGACAAAAGGGGGAAGGAGGAUGCUGCUCCUCUGUUGUGUUCUUCUGUAUGGUUGGCACUUUACACGGGGGCCUUUGUGCUGUCCUGACCCUCACUGGGACAGGCAGCAAAUGUGUGAUCUCUCCCUGCCCCCCCUCAUUGCCACAUCACUUUGCUCCCCCAUUCCCCCUCAGAAAGUUAAUAAGCCCUUUUAAAUGUUUGCUUCAGUUUUUAGAGGGUUCCAAACCAGGCUGAGACCUGAAGAGAAAAUAGGUUAUUUCAUUCUCAUCUUAAUAGGAGGGGUUUGAGUUUUUAUUUAUUUCGUCGUUACUGUUUCUUUUUAAACCGGUGGCUGUGCAGCUGGACUCUGCACUCCCCAUCCUGAACCUCUGGGAAAAAAAAAACCUCACUCCAGGUACGCUCGAGCACCGAGGUUGAACACCCCUCCUGGAGAGGGGUCCCUGCUCUCCCCCCUCGCUGCCUUACCCAGGAGCUGCAAAUCCACCCUCUGCCCCCCCAACCUCACCCUGAACGAGUUCUUGCUCUGGGACUGAGCCCUGUGGACAAGGCUGUGGUCCCCAGGGGGGAUGAGUUCCUACAAACACUGCCUGGCUGCAGAUGUUUGUCCUUGAAAAGCCACUUCCUCACUCUGGGGAGCAGCAGGGGGGCUGGGAUGAUCAGCUCAAAAUUCCCCUCACCAUGCGUGGUCCUUCAGCCCAUCCCAGCCCGAUGCCCUCCACAGCUCCACAUCCAUCACCCCUGCCCCGUCAGGAGGGAACAAACAUGGAAAACUGGGGAAUGAAGAAGGAAUUUGGGAUGGAGCUCUGAGUGAGAAGUGUGGCUGAGCCUCGGGACUUGCCUCAAAGACAGGGAGUAAGAGUAGAGCCCGUAUUUUUGUGGGGGGAGGGUGGGGAAGGGGAGAUCAUGUUUUAUUUUCUUGAGAGUUAACUGAGCUUGGUGAUCUUGAGAUGAGGCGCGCACUUGAUUUAUACCAGAUUCUAUAGAGAGAUGGCUGAUAUUUUUGGAAAGGGAAUGGGUCUAUGCAAACUUCCAAACUUGCUUGAAAGAUAGUUUAACAUUUUUUUACUUUGAAAUCUAAAGAUAAAUCUAACUUUUUUCUUAAAGCAGAAGCGCGUUUAGAAAGAGAAGCUACUUCCACUGCUCUAUUUUGAUGAUGAUUCUUGGAAAGUUUGGGCUGGAGGGAAUGACUAUUUUUCACCAUUUUUAUCUUGCUCCUCUAGUUUGUUUUUUUGUUUGUUUCUUUUUCUAACGGAAUGCUGUGGCGUCUUUGAUUCAACAGAUCGUGUUUGUAUUUUCUGUAUCUGGUUCCUAAUGUAGAGAAAUAACAAAUAUAUGAGGAAAUCAAUAUAAUGUCAAAUGUUGUUAUGGUUUGGGGGGAAAUAAAGGUUUUUGGUACUUCA